Messenger RNA from Oxyura jamaicensis (ruddy duck), 2499 nucleotides. It is a transcript of the gene SLC25A14, whose product is annotated as solute carrier family 25 member 14. Gene Ontology annotation, biological process: mitochondrial transport. Gene Ontology annotation, cellular component: mitochondrial membrane. The record is from RefSeq and is a predicted model, not a curated record. The transcript has 9 exons. Bases 67 to 939 code for a protein of 290 amino acids. Lineage: Eukaryota; Metazoa; Chordata; Aves; Anseriformes; Anatidae.
GGGGCGGUUCCCGUUCCGCUCUCGGCUCCGGUUCCGGCGGCGGGGCGGCCCGCGGCCCAACAUGCCAUGUCCGCGCUGAGCUGGAAACCCUUCGUGUACGGCGGGCUCGCCUCCAUCGUGGCCGAGUUCGGCACGUUCCCCGUGGACCUGACCAAGACGCGGCUGCAGGUGCAGGGGCAGAGCGCCGACGCGCGGUUCCGCGAGGUGCGCUACCGCGGCAUGUUCCAUGCCCUGUUCCGCAUCUGCCGCGAGGAAGGAGGCCGAGCCCUCUAUUCGGGGAUCGCCCCUGCGCUGCUGAGGCAGGCGUCCUACGGCACCAUCAAGAUCGGCAUUUACCAGAGCCUGAAGCGGCUGUUCGUGGAUCGCUUGGAAGAUGAAACGUUGUUAAUCAAUGUAAUCUGUGGAGUGGUUUCAGGGGUGAUCUCCUCUGCACUUGCCAAUCCAACAGAUGUGCUGAAGAUCCGAAUGCAGGCUCAAGGCAGUUUAUUCCAGGGUGGCAUGAUUGGCAGCUUCAUCGACAUCUACCAGCAGGAGGGUACCCGAGGCCUCUGGAGGGGUGUUGUCCCAACAGCCCAGAGAGCUGCCAUCGUGGUUGGGGUGGAACUGCCAGUCUAUGACAUCACCAAGAAGCACUUAAUUCUAUCAGGCCUGAUGGGCGAUACAAUCUUUGCCCACUUCAUUUCCAGUUUUACGUGUGGGCUGGCUGGGGCCAUUGCUUCCAACCCUGUGGACGUGGUGCGGACGCGGAUGAUGAACCAGCGAGCGAUAGUGGGCAGCGUGGAGCUCUAUAAGGGCACUCUGGAUGGUCUCGUGAAGACAUGGAAGAGCGAGGGAUUCUUUGCACUCUAUAAAGGUUUCUGGCCAAACUGGCUUCGGCUCGGUCCCUGGAACAUCAUUUUUUUUAUCACAUAUGAGCAGUUGAAGCGACUUCCAUUCUGAGAGCUGACUUCAUUCCACGGGUGUCAUCUUCAAGACUUGCAGCAGUGUUUUGCUGCAGCCUUCCUCUUCAUUUCACCAUCCCCGUCUUUUGAUGUUUUGGUACAUGUGGGUCUGGACUCUCCCCCUCCCCCAAAUGCAUGGUCCCUGGAGCAUGUUCUGGCUGAAGUAUAACUGAGAGGCUGAUUGCAGGUACUGCAUGUUGUUUUUUUCCACACAGAAGCAAGUAUUAACUGUGUACAAGUGUCUGGGCCUGAAGCAAUAUCUUCUGUGAAGAUCUGUGCAUUCCAGUGGCCUUUUGAUGCAGCUGUGGUUUGUUGUUUGGCUCAUGUGCAUUGUUCUGCCGUGCCUGUGGGGUGAGGCUGGAGGCUGGAAAAGGGGUGCUGUCGUGUUUCCUUGCAGAACUGUAACCUCAUUAAAUUAUUUAUUGACUGGAUGGUAUGAGUCUGUGUUUGUGCAGGCUUACAGUAGGUAUAUUUUCCAGAGCAGAUGGUGUGUCUGCCCUUGGGGAGAACAUAAAGUAUUUUUUCUGCACACUGUGUAUCUUUUUUUUUCCCAAGUACAUUUUUUUCUUAUCAAUUUUUACGUUUUGUUGUAAUAUAAAAGUUUCUAAAACACAGGUUGUUACUGUCAGGAAAUUGUGACCUUAGUUUUGCAAAACCUCAGUCUCUCAUAACCUUAUUGCUUAUAUUAUUUUUAAAGCAAAGUAAAUUGAUUUCAAACUGAGCUCGGAUGCCCCACUUCUUUAAAAUGGUGGUCUAACAUUUCCAGUGUGAUGCAGAACAUCAGGUUAUUUUCAUCAUUCUCUUCUGUGUUUUAUUUUUAUUUUUAACAUAUACAUCUAUGAAAGCAUACAGCUUAGGAUUUCCUAUUUCCUUCCUUCUUUAUGGGGCAGCUUUAGUUUGGAUGAAGGUCUCUUGUGACAUACAGCAAUGCUUCCUGUUCAUGAGUGCUGUAAACCGAGAUUCUGUGUGCAAAUUGCACAAGGGAUGCUCGGCCGAACUGAGGGAAUUGUUUGCUGUGGUUUUGCAAAGACCUGGGUGUACUGUACAAACUGAAUGCAUAAGGAAUUUGACUCCAGUAAACUUUUGAACUUAAAUCAUGCCAUGAACAGAGUAGUAGCCUGUAGGUAUUCCUACAGGCCCACAGCUCCUUCUCGUAGGGCUGGGAGGAUUGUUUUCAGAGGUAAACGACAGGAUGCCAGAGACUGGGAACAGUGGAUUGAAAGAAAUGGAUGACAUGCAUAUGCUUCACCUUGCUUUACUCUUCAAGAGAAUUUCUAAACAUUGCAAGUAAAUAAAUAGUUGUGAUGGAUGAAUAUGAGUCCAUUUGAGAAAUGUAAUUUAACUUCAGUUCCAUAAAUUCUUUUGGUUUUCUUUGGUGUUCCUGUAACUUCAGUUCCGGAGCAGUUUCUUCUGUGCAACUCCAUGCUAUAUUGCUAUUGUUAAUUUUUGGACUGCUCAUGUGACAGUUCUUUGCGAUCAGCUGUUGCUAACCUGUCUUUGUUCUUCAGGCUGCCACAAGGAGCUCCUCAGAAAUGCAUAAAGAAUGUAUCCAUGGCCA